CCUAUAGGGUCGAGAUGAGCGUCUCUCAAACAGAUUCAAUUUGCUAAGGUGUGUCACCUCCCGCGUGUCCGUUGUACUUCUCUAUGAUCCUGUUCGUACCAAAGUGAUAACUUGCUUACACUUCAUUAGCGAUUGACCAAACCUAUUCACAUUCGUUACACUGUCACCAUGGGCGAAUCAUCUACCCUCGCUACGGAAUUCGCUUCCAUCUUCUUCGGCACUUUUAUUGCACUGUUUUUCUUUACUACGACCAAAGCAAUGCGACAGUCCUGGAGCAUCUGGAAACGGACGCGAAGCCUUCUGAACUGGUACCUUUUCAUGAUAUGGGUGGAGGUGAUAGCGAAUUUCAUAUUCGCUCUUGUCACGUACCUAUUCUUACGUGGGACUAUCCCGCCAAGUUUGGCAUACUUCUUUGGUAUUGUGCUUAUAUGGACCAUCAUAACCCAAUUGUUGUUGCAAAUCGUCGCCAACCGUGUCAGUUUGAUCAUGGUAAACAGGCGGAAAUCCCGAAUGAUCAAAUGGGGUCUUUUUAUUUUCGUCGGCCUUGUCAACGUCUCCGUUUUCUGCCUAUGGAUUCCUGGAAACCUAAAAGUUAGUCCGACCUACAUCCAUCUAAACCAUAUUUGGGAACGGGUUGAAAAGUCUAUCUUCCUCGUCAUUGAUCUCGGGCUCAAUUUGUACUUCUUGUACCUGGUACGAUCCAACCUCAUUGCAAAAGGCUUGAAGAAGUACUGGCCCCUUUUCAAGUUCAACGCGGCGGUUGUCCUCGUUUCCACGUCCAUGGACAUUUUGCUUCUUGGUUUGCAGAGCCUGCCAAACAACUAUGACUAUAUCCAGUUUGCUCCAGUCGCUUACAUGGCCAAACUCCACAUCGAACUCACCAUGUCAGAGCUGAUUUCAAAAAUCGUCCGAAAUGCCCAUCGCGUCGACAUGUCAAAUUCCGAUACCGAUCACGUAUCCGGUACCCCGCUUGCUACCCGCACGAACGGCAGAUCAGUCAGGCAGCAAUCGCAAUACUUUCCUGGCUCAGUUGGGAUUGAUACAAAUAUUACUUGUGGAAAGAUGGAGGAUGAUAUGCGCUCAGCAGAGUGUAAGCCAUAUCAUGGUGAUGGUAUUAUCAAGACCGUCAUGAUGUCGAGAGUGACGAAUGGUAGGGAUUGUGAGGAUUCUAGCAGUGGAAAAACGACGGUAUAGGAGUUUCAUGUACCGCGAGAAUUGGAGACCCCAUAUACAUUCGAUCACCCUACAGGGGAUGUACCUACUUAGCAUUCACUUAUAUGAAGUGUUGGUAAUCACGUUCUUUUAAUUGUAGUUACUUAAUGAGUCAAGCUCUUCCAGCUUCGACUGUUAUCUUACUAAUUUAAGUCAUCAUCAGC
Molecule: messenger RNA, 1376 nt
Organism: Eremomyces bilateralis CBS 781.70
Lineage: Eukaryota; Fungi; Ascomycota; Dothideomycetes; Eremomycetales; Eremomycetaceae
Exons: 4
Coding region: 169-1194 (341 amino acids)
Source: RefSeq, a predicted model, not a curated record